AUUCAAUUGUUUGUUUUUUAUAUUUAUUUAUUUUAUUUUAUCGUUUUAUUUAUUAAUAAAUAUGUAAUAUUCAAAACUGUUUAAUAUUAAUAAGUUGAAAAUGAGUUAACACAACAACGGUGUUUCCUAAAACUCUUAUAUAUUGUAAUUUUAGCUUAAAAUGUUGAGGUUUACAUCUCUUUACAGUUUAUAUAGGCUUGAUUACCUGGUUUUCAAACCUUAUUUAAACAAACAAUAUAACACUUUACUAAAUGGAAGGUUUAUGUCAAUCACUUUACCAAAUUAUUUUAAAACAUCCAGAAUUCAAAGCACAUUCAUUUGUAAUCAUCAUUUCAGUGACAUUAAAAAUUAUCAUACACAUACAUCACUUUCAAAUUACCAUACAAAUUCACUCAACAACAAUAUAAUAUUUAACCAACCAGUUGAUUGUAGAUCUAAUUUUAAUUCAAAUUACUAUGGUAAUAACUUGAAAUUGGCGUUUUCUACUGAAACGACCCCCAAGAACGAGGUUGUUAAGAGUAAAAAGAAGCCAUCUCUAAUAAAGAAGGUUGUGAAAGUGCCUCUGGUUUUGGUUAAAUGGAUUGUAUAUAUACCAUAUAGGAUUGGAAGGGGAAUAUUUAGAGUGUUUUCACUCACAUUUAGAGGCUUUAACAAACUAGCAAAGUUAGCAGCAAGAGCCGCAGUCCUCCAGAAAGUUACAGGAGUCUCUGGAAUUUUCAAAAGCAUCGUAGGUGGUAUAAAACAUACAAUACACUGGUGUAAAACAGGCUCUAAGCUAUAUGCAGCAAACGUCAAGGUGUCAUACUACAUCUUGAAGAAGCUUAUCAGAGGGCACCCUAUGAGGUACCAUGAGAGAAAACUCCUUAUGAAGACUAUGAAUGAUGCCCUUAAACUUGUUCCCUUUUCAUUGUUCAUUAUCGUACCAUUUGCAGAGUUUUUACUACCUCUAGUGAUAAGAUUCUUCCCCCAAAUGCUACCCUCAACGUUCCAAACUAACAAUAAUAAGGACGAUGACUACCUUCAGAAGAAACUGAUGGCAAAGAAGGAGCUUGCAACGUUCUUCCAGGAGCUCGUUCAGGAAAGAACUAACCAGAUUCUACAGGAGGAACUCGACUCUUCAAUGAGGACUAAAGCUGAGGCAUUGAAGCAGUUUCAGGAAAGGUUACUUAAUAAAAGUGAUGACAUGAAUCCAUUCCUAAGUGCCAAUGAACUCUUGGUGUUUUCAAAAUUAUUCAAAAAGGAGUUCGUGCUAGAUAAAAUGAGCUACCAGACUCUUAAAGUAAUGUGUAAACUUCUUGGUAUUACUCCUUUCGCACUUAAAUCACACCUCGUUUUACAACUCCGGCAUCAUUUGCUUAAAAUUCAGAGGGAAGACAGGUUAAUAUUGUGGGAGGGUGUAGAGAGUUUAGACAUGGAGGAGCUCCAGGAAGCCUGUAAAGAACGAGCAAUGAAGUUCUACAAUGUAACAAAGGAGCAACUCCAACAGCAACUGAAGCAAUGGCUUGAUUUGUCUAGUAGACGAGAGAUCAACCCGAUUCUUCUCCUUUGGAGCAGAUGUAUAACGAUGACUCACGAACCUAUGGUGAUUAAGGAAACAGGGGCUGCAGCUGACUCAUUAGAAACGGUUGACCCUCAGGAGAUCCUAGUUGACGCCAACGCUGAAGAAACCCUUGAGGAGAAGCCUGAGGAGAAGGUCGGAAGGUCUAAGAUCAAGGUCAUCCAGGACGUCGUUGAGGCUGCCCAAGUUGAUGAGGAGCAGUUACAUGAGCGUGAGGAACGCCUAGAGGAGUUAUCGGAGAAGGUGAAGGAGCUUAAGGAGAUUAUCGAAAAGAGUAAAGAGGAGGAAACCAUAUCAAAUUUCGAGUCAGAAGACGUUGUACCAUCUGAAGAACUACUUAACAUGGAAGAUGAUAUUCCACCAUCAGAGCGAAAAAAACAAGCGGAGUCAGACGACGAGCACAGUAAGUUCGAAACAUUGUCGAAAGAGGAGCUUGUUCAGAGACAUAGGGACCUUUUAUCCUCACUUGAUGUUCAGAUGCAGAUCAGUGAUCUCCAGUACCACCAACUCACUGAGCUUUACUCGUACAUGGUUAAAAUCUCCGAAAACUCUACCCCAAAUGAACCGAUUAAAAUAGACCAUAACGACCUCAAAUUGCUUCUAGACUCAACUCGGAAUGAUUUCAAGCAAAUCGAGACACUAUCGGCACAGUUUCAGAAAGUUUCCCAGAAUUUAACUUCAUAAUUUCAUAAAUACAGUUUAGACAGCUUAAGCGAGACUAACAAAUCAAAUAGUAAAUUAAAUCUCUAUACUUUUAUA
This is a messenger RNA of Theileria parva strain Muguga, 2317 nucleotides long. It is a transcript of the gene Letm1, whose product is annotated as LETM1-like family protein. The transcript has 6 exons. NCBI's taxonomy places the organism in Eukaryota, Apicomplexa, Aconoidasida, Piroplasmida, Theileriidae. Gene Ontology annotation, biological process: intracellular monoatomic cation homeostasis. Gene Ontology annotation, molecular function: ribosome binding. The record is from RefSeq and is a predicted model, not a curated record. The coding region runs from base 161 to 2242 and encodes 693 amino acids. Gene Ontology annotation, cellular component: mitochondrial inner membrane.